Zasmidium cellare ATCC 36951 is the source of this 909-nucleotide messenger RNA. RefSeq lists its product as uncharacterized. Lineage: Eukaryota; Fungi; Ascomycota; Dothideomycetes; Mycosphaerellales; Mycosphaerellaceae. The record is from RefSeq and is a predicted model, not a curated record. The transcript is spliced from 2 exons. The coding region runs from base 1 to 909 and encodes 302 amino acids.
AUGUCUGAUUUCUCCAUGUUCAGCCUCUUCACCGCGGGCCUUGCCUGCUUGGCGCCCCUCGCCGCCGCCUACACCCAGCCAAAGGGUGAUGCGCCAGAGGGCAACCCAAUCUCUCAGCCAGGUCUCAACUCGAUCGUCCCAGUCGGUGAGGGCUUCACCAUCACCUGGGACCCAACCACCAAGGGCACCGUCACUCUCGUCCUCCUCAAGGGCCCCAGCUCCAACGCCGUCCCACAGUACCCGAUCGUCGAGAAGACCGACAACGAUGGCUCCUACGUCUGGACUCCUUCCAAGGACCUCGCUCCAUCCGAGGGCGCUGAGGGCUACGGCAUCCAGCUGAUCGACGACGCCACCGGCCAGUACCAGUACACCACUCAGUUCGGCAUCUCCAACCCCGACUACAAGGCAGGCAGCUCCAGCUCCUCUUCCCAGUCCUCCAAGCCCACCAAGUCCGCCCCAUCGUACGGCCAGUCCAGCUCCUCCAAGUCCGCUCCCGCCUACGGCUCCAGCGAAGCUGCAGUCACCAAGACUGACGUCGUCACCGCUUACACCACCUACUGCCCCGAGGCCACCACCUUCGCGAUCAACAACAAGACCUACAGCGUUUCGGAGGCCACCACCCUCACCCUCUCCAUCACCAAGCCACAUAGCGCCUCCAAGCCCGCCUCUGUCUGGGCCCCAGUCGGCACUGGCUCGUACAGCAAGCCCCACAACGUCACCAUGGUCGCCCCAACUGGCUACGUGCCAACGACCAUCGCGACCUCCGCUGCGACGUCCGCCGGCUACAGCGCACCUACCAAGCCUACCGAGUCCGUCCCAGCACCUUCGUACACCGGUGCUGCCUCCACCUUGGCGACCAGCUUCGCCGGCCUGGUCCUCGCGGCUGGUGCUGCCGUUUUCGCUCUGUAA